Molecule: messenger RNA, 1930 nt
Organism: Bradysia coprophila
Lineage: Eukaryota; Metazoa; Arthropoda; Insecta; Diptera; Sciaridae
Source: RefSeq, a predicted model, not a curated record
GCGAUUUGAAUCGUGCACGUGCACCAUUCGCACAAGUAUAUCAUAAAUAAAAAGGAUUCUUCUUCCUUCUAAGUUCUAAAGUCGUGAGGCGAUUAUAUAAAGAAUAGUUUUUGUCAAUUGAAAUUGAACAAGUACAUACAAUGAGAGACAUCGACAAAUAUACUGAAGAAGCUGUAAGGCGCGAUCGUGAAAAUUUCGGGAUCAAUUUAGUUAAUUAUCGGCGUAGUGAUGUUGGUAACGGAAUAACAGAAAUAAAGUACAGUUUUGCUAUAAGUAAAAAAAUGUAUGGGUUGGCAACUAUAACAACUUUUGGAGUUGCUCUCAUGGGUACAAUUCCUGCUGAUAUAGUUUUGCGCAAUAAAGAUGAAACUCAUUAUUUUAAUACUACGACUGGCGAAUAUUUAGGUACAAGCCUAAAUGCAGCAAUAACAGCUAAAGCCAAUGCAGAAGCGAGAGCUAGAGCCGAUGCAGAAGCGAAAGCUAGAGCUGAUGCAGAAGCUAGAGCUAGAGCCGAUGCAGAAGCGAAAGCUAGAGCCGAUGCAGAAGCGAAAGCUAGAGCCGAUGCAGAAGCGAAAGCUAGAGCCGAUGCAGAAGCGAGAGCUAGAGCCGAUGCAGAAGCGAAAGCUAGAGCCGAAGCAGAAGCGAGAGCUAGAGCCGAUGCAGAAGCGAAAGCUAGAGCCGAUGCAGAAGCGAGAGCUAGAGCUGAUGCAGAAGCUAGAGCUAGAGCCGAUGCAGAAGCGAGAGCUAGAGCCGAUGCAGAAGCGAAAGCUAGAGCCGAUGCAGAAGCGAAAGCUAGAGCCGAUGCAGAAGCGAGAGCUAGAGCUGAUGCAGAAGCUAGAGCUAGAGCCGAUGCAGAAGCGAAAGCUAGAGCCGAUGCAGAAGCGAAAGCUAGAGCCGAUGCAGAAGCGAAAGCUAGAGCCGAUGCAGAAGCUAGAGCUAGAGCCGAUGCAGACGCGAAAGCUAGAUCCGAUGCAGAAGCUAGAGCUAGAGCCGAUGCAGAAGCGAGAGUUAGAGUCGAUGCAGAAGCGAAAUCUAGAGCCGAUGCAGAAGCGAAAUCUAGAGCCGAUGCAGAAGCGAUAGCUGAUGCAGAAGCGAUAGCUAAAGCCGAUGCAGAAGCCAAGGUUAUAAAUUUUAUAUCAGAAGGAUACAAUUUCGUACUUGAGUGCUUUGAACUCAUGAUAACAUCAGAAAGAACAGAUAUCGAGUUAACGUCACUUAAAGAGAAAUUAGAGCUUAUGAUGGACACAGAGUACGGAGAAGAUUCUGCCAUAGUCAAUCGAUUUCUUGUAGUAUCAUUAAGAAUUGCCAGAUUGAAAUUGAGAGAUCAAUUAAAUUCAAUUGUGGAAGAUAAAAAUGACCUGAGAGCUGCAAUUAUAAACCUGAUUGGGAGCGAAAUCGAGGUAUUACGAGCACUGAAUAUUACCGAUCCGAAGUUGCGCCAAGAAUUACAAUCAUUAGAGGAACAACUAAUGGAUGAUGAGGAUGACGAAGGGAAUGAUGUUGAUUUGGAAUCAAUCGCAGUUAGAGUAGAGGAAAUCGAGGAAGAAAUAGAGAAGGCAGCUUGUAGUACAAUAGUACAGUUGGAAUAUGGUAGGAAUUAAAAAGUGUUUGCAGAUUUGAAAUUGUGAGUUGAGUGCUUAGAGAAAAUGUUCUUUGUCAUAUAUGUCUUUAAGUGAUUCUACAUGCGGUUCAGCUUUUGAGUUUUCAACGUUUUUAAAAUGGCAAAGAUAUGUGAACUUGUCAUGGAAUACGCUCACCAGACGGACAUGAUACUUUUUUUUUUAAUUUGAUUUAAUUUGAUUAUUGAUCCGACUUCAUUUAGUCUUUUGAUGAAUAUUCGCACAAUUCAAUGUACACACACAUCGAGGCAAUAAGGUAAAAUAUCGCCGGUCAGAAAUUAGACAUUUUUAUAUGAAAAACGCGUGCGAAA